Molecule: messenger RNA, 1728 nt
Organism: Orycteropus afer afer
Lineage: Eukaryota; Metazoa; Chordata; Mammalia; Tubulidentata; Orycteropodidae
Gene: AMH
Product: anti-Mullerian hormone
Exons: 5
Coding region: 1-1728 (575 amino acids)
Biological process (GO): gonad development; Mullerian duct regression
Molecular function (GO): growth factor activity
Source: RefSeq, a predicted model, not a curated record
AUGCCUGUCUCACUGCCUCUCCCUUGCCUGGCCCUGGUGCUGGGGGCACUGGGGGCUGCAUUGCGGGUUGAGACCAAUAGCCAAGAGGCGCUGAGCACCCUGGCCCUCCCUGAGAAGCCGGCCGGGAGUCCUGGGGACCUCAUCUCUGGUGGGGACUGGGCCUGGCCACCCCCAGACAGCCCAAGAGACCUGUGCCUGGUGUCGCUGGGCAAGGGCAACGAGAGCAGCGCCCCUCUGCGGGUGGCGGGCGCCCUGGGCAGCUACGAGCAGGCCUUCCUGGAGGCGGUGCGCCGUGCCCGCUGGGGCCCCCGCGACCUGGCUGCUUUUGGGCUCUGUGCCCCUGGAGAUGAGCAGGCAGCCCUGGGCCUGCUACGGCAGCUGGGUGCUUGGCUCAGGGAGCCCAGGGGACAGCACCUGGUAGUCCUGCACCUGGAGGAAGUGAUGUGGGAGCCCACACCCUCCCUGAGGUUCCAGGAGCCCCCAUCUGGAGGAGGCGGCCCCCUGGACCUGGCACUGCUGGUGCUGUACCCUGGGGCAGGCCCCACAGCCACGGUCACAGGGCCUGGGCUGACAGGCACCCAGAGCCUCUGCCCUACUCCAGACACCCGCUACCUGGCGCUGGCUGUGGACCGCCCGGAGGGUGCCUGGCGUGGUUCCGGGCUGACCCUGACCCUGCGGCCGCGUGGAGACGGCGCGGCCCUGGGCAUCGCCCAGCUUCAGGCGCUGCUGUUUGGCGCCGACCCGCGCUGCUUCACGCGGAUGACUCCCACUCUGCUGCUGCUGCUGCCCCCGCGGCCCCCGCCCACUCCGCUACCUGUACAAGGCCAGGUGGACACGGUGCCCUUCCCGCCCUCCAGGCCGUCCUUGCAGACUGAGGAGCCGCGAAGCACAGAUCCCUUCCUGGAGACGCUCACGCGCCUGGUGCGCGCGCUGCGGGGUCCCCCAGGCCGGGCCUCGCCGCUGCGGUUAGCCCUGGAUCCAGGCGCGCUGGCCGCCGUCCCAGUCCCACAAGGCCUCGUCAACCUGUCGGACCCCGCAGCGCUCGAGCGCCUGCUGGACAGCGAGGAGCCGCUGCUGCUGCUGCAGCCACUCCACGCUGGGGACGCCCCCGAGGAGGCCGAAGCCUCGCCAGGCCCCGCGGGAGAGGCGCCGUGGGCAGCGGGCCUGGCGCGCCGCGUGGCCGCCGAACUGCAGGCGGCGGCCGCCGAGCUCCUGGGCCUUCCGGGGCUGCCGCCUGCCGUCGCCCCGCUGCUGGCGCACCUGCUGGCACUGUGCCCGGGGGACGCCGGUGGGAACGGCCCCGCGCGGCCGCUGCGCGCGCUGCUGCUGCUCAAAGCUCUGCAGGGCCUGCGUGCAGAGUGGCGCUGGCGCGAGCGGCGCGAACGACCCCAGCGUAGCUCCGGGGAGGCACCCGGCGGGGACGGGCCGUGCGCGCUGCGCGAGCUCAUAGUGGACCUGCGCGCCGAACGCUCGGUGCUCAUCCCGGAGACCUACCAGGCCAACAACUGCCAGGGCGCGUGCGGGUGGCCGCAGUCUGAUCGCAGCCCGCACUAUGGCAACCACGUGGUGCUGCUGCUCAAAAUGCAGGCGCGUGGCGCCGCCCUGACACGGCUCCCUUGCUGCGUGCCCACUGCCUACGCAGGCAAGGUGCUUAUCAGUCUGUCUGAGGAGCGUAUUAGCGCGCGUCACGUGCCCAAUAUGGUAGCCACCGAGUGCGGUUGCCGGUGA